UCGUAUGGCUUCAAAGCUGCGGUUGACAUAGCAACCAUAGUGUAAUUUUCAUAAUAGGCGCGCUUCCUCGCUAUUCCGAUCAACGGCUAGGAUAACACGGGGAGUCCGUCUCAUUUGGUGGCUAAGGGCGAUGAGCGGACGAUGAUGCAGAUGAAUACAUGAAUUCGUAUAUUGUAAAAAUCAGACACGGAGUACAAAUCUUCGAAUCAAGAUGUUAAUUUCACCAUGAUAAACAAGCAUUCUUCGGUUUCGUGACAAGUCGUUUUUGGCGGGAAAAGAUUGCGCUCGCCUGGAAAAGGCGUGAUUAACAUUUUGACGUCGAGAAAGGAAAUAUGUACGUACUGCUACGUUUCUAAAGAAAGGAGGAAAACAACGACGUGUGUAAUCUAUCGAUUUGUAAUAAGACUUGCAGGAGCGGACAGAUCAAGUUCUGUAUUGUUUUAUACACACCAAUAGCGUAAUAAUGGGUAAUGGAGCCUCAUACAAUAAGCCACGCACCAUUUAUUUGGAUCUUGAUGGGAGGAUAGAAAAGAUCAUCUUCAGUACCCAUUGUGGAUCCAGGGAUAUCCAUGAUCUAUUGACCUCGGCUGCCGGUGUGAGUAGAUGGGCAACAAUAGCUCUCAAGGAUCAGCAAGGAGCAUUAGUUUCCAUAGCUCCAACAAUGCCCAGUAACACAACAAGGGAUCCCUACAAGGUGGUUGUCACUCAAAGCCGUCCUGGUGAAGCUCACGACGAAGUGCUCCAUGGAGUUCUCACUCACGUUUCUGAACAAAUGACAAAGGCUUUUAGGAUCAACGAGAUGAAAGAUGAGAUGCUUAAUCGACUGAACGUGAUGCAGCAAAGAAUCGAAAGCAACGAGCAAGCGGUACCUGAACAGCAAUUGGAGGGCAUGAAAGCCAUAGAGAUUGAGAAAUGCAAGAUGGAGAUAAGAGCAAUCAAGGACGAACUACUUGCAGCAAAAAGCCGCCAUGCAAAUUUCUGUAAGUGCACCAUACCAGCCGCUCUGGGGAACGACACACAGAUCGUCGCAAAGCGUGAUGUCCCAAAAUACCCGAAGUACACCCUUUCAAGGGAGACAAAGGAAUACCUCAAGAAACCCACGUUUGAUAUCUGGCAUUGGGAAUCUAAUGAGAUGUUGUGUCUCCUGGAGCAUAUGUACCACGAAUUGGGUUUAGUAAACGAGUUUCAUAUGAAUCCGAUUGUACUCAGGCGAUUUCUGCUUUGCGUCCAGGAGAACUACCGUAAUAACCCGUUCCAUAAUUUCCGUCACUGCUUCUGUGUGACGCAGAUGAUGUAUGGUAUGAUAUACCUGUGUGAUCUUCAGUCCAAGUUUUGUCUCUCAGACCUUGGUAUCCUUCUCACAGCGGCAGUGUGUCAUGAUUUAGACCACCCUGGUUUCAACAACACGUAUCAGAUAAAUGCUCGUACCGAUCUGGCUAUCCGGUACAACGACAUAUCACCGUUAGAAAACCACCAUUGUGCAGUAGCCUUCAAGAUCAUCAGCAAUCCAGAGUGUAACAUUUUCCGUAACGUACCCGAAGAACAGUUCAAGGACAUCCGGCAGGGUAUCAUCAUGCUCAUCAUGGCAACCGAUAUGGCUCGUCAUUCUGAGAUUCUGGAUCAGUUUAAGGCCCAGGUGGAAGGUGGUUUCGACUUUGAAAACCAGGAACAUCUCAACUAUCUUCGAAUGGUUUUGAUCAAGUGUUGUGAUAUCUCCAACGAGGUGCGUCCAUCUGAUGUAUCGGAGCCGUGGGUGGAUUGCUUACUCGAAGAAUAUUUCAUGCAGAGCGACCGAGAGAAGAUUGAGGGGCUACCUGUUGCGUCAUUCAUGGACCGUGAUAAAGUCACUAAACCAACCGCUCAAGUUGGUUUCAUCAAGUUUGUUCUUAUUCCUAUGUUUGAAGUGGUUGCCAAGCUUUUUACCCAGCUUAACGAUUCCGUUGUGGAGCCACUGAGGUCCGCCCUCUAUCGAUACGAGGAGCAGAAGUUGAAGGAAGAUCAGAUUAAAGAAAAAAUGAGAGAGAAGGCAAGGCUUCGCGCAGAGCAGGAAGGCGUGGACUAGACAUCUAUAACUGACCAAUCAAAGGCUAUCUUCACUUUUAUUCUUGCUACAGACUACAAACAUAUAUUUUCGCACUAUCACGGGUCAUUUUGAAUGCCUUCAAUUUUCUAACGAAAUCGGUGCGAUGUGAUAUCAAGCAUAAUGGCGAGACGGUGCUUGUCUAAUUUCUGUAAAUAUGCAAAGCUGUGUUGUGUAAAUUUAUUUGCAUUUGUGAUUUUGACUGGUCUUAUCACAAUGGUUCAUAAAUGUAUCAUUCAUUUUAUAAUAUUAUUAAUAAUAAAUAUUAUCAUUAUUAUUUUCUUUCUUUUUUUUGCAAUUUUUCACUACCUGAUUAUUUUACGAGAGUAACAAAAGAAAAGAAAGUCUGAAAUGAUAGUGAUGAUGAUGAACACCAUUUUGCAAAGCGUCAUUUAUAAAAAAGGAAAAAAAAAUAUUCAAAUGCACCAGCUCUAUCUCCAAUAUGCAUGAUAUAUCAUACGUUACAUUCUGGAAAAGAUGGGUGCUUAGUUCAGAUUUGAAUGUCUCAAUUAUGUGACAAUUACGAAGUUGGAUUGAUGGAGAAUUCCAAAGACAAUGAGCCACAAGUCCAACCGAAUAAUAUUAUGAUAAUCUCAUUUGUACUUGAUACUUGGUUAUACUGGUAUACGCCACGACCAAGCUAUUUACUGAAAUUGCAAAAAUACAUGUAUAAGAAAUUAUAAAUAAUAAACGUAAUUAACAUACAUUGAAUAGAAAUGGCAAUUAUAAUAAAGUUCAAACCGAUCUCAUAUCCUAGCAUUUUAUUUUAUAAACCAUUUCUUAAACUACAAGUUUCCUAAUUUUAUUUUUAUCUUCCAAUUUUGAUAUAAAUUUUGUAUUUUUAAAGAUCCUUAGAUUAAUUUUCGGAGCGCAAUUACUGAAACCCGUCAAAACAGUGGUCAUCUUUGGGUUGUAUUAUAUGUUGUAUUGUAUGAUAUUUGUGUGUAUAAAAGAAUGUUUUAUUGGGCCAAGAUGUUGGUUAAUUUUAUUAGAAUCCUUGUUAAUUUCCGAAUCGCAACUACUGGAACUCAGUCAUUUUUUGUCUCACGUACAUAGCAGAGUGAGACUAUCGGCGCCACUUUUUCCGACGGCGGCGGCGUCG
Molecule: messenger RNA, 3182 nt
Organism: Lytechinus variegatus (green sea urchin)
Lineage: Eukaryota; Metazoa; Echinodermata; Echinoidea; Temnopleuroida; Toxopneustidae
Product: high affinity cGMP-specific 3',5'-cyclic phosphodiesterase 9A-like
Exons: 18
Coding region: 464-2062 (532 amino acids)
Biological process (GO): cGMP catabolic process
Molecular function (GO): 3',5'-cyclic-GMP phosphodiesterase activity
Source: RefSeq, a predicted model, not a curated record